Messenger RNA from Aspergillus clavatus NRRL 1, 1383 nucleotides. Its product is annotated as tryptophan synthase. Gene Ontology annotation, molecular function: tryptophan synthase activity. Gene Ontology annotation, biological process: L-tryptophan biosynthetic process. The coding region runs from base 1 to 1383 and encodes 460 amino acids. The record is from RefSeq and is a predicted model, not a curated record. Gene Ontology annotation, cellular component: cytoplasm. The transcript has a single exon. Lineage: Eukaryota; Fungi; Ascomycota; Eurotiomycetes; Eurotiales; Aspergillaceae.
AUGAUUGUCCCAACCAGCUUCAAACCGUCCUUGACAAGGAUCAGAAGCAAAAGACGGAGCAAGAAGGGCCAGGAUGUUGCCCUCCACUCGCACUGUCCAGCAUGCCUCCACUCUUUAGCUCUGGUCCAAGAGACGUCGAGCAUCCCUCGCACACUAUCCCUCAAUCACUUUGACUUCAGCCGACCUGCAGGCUUCAACCGAUCCAAUGCUCGAGGGAAAUUCAUUCACAAUUCUAUAUGGAAGACAUGUCCUCUUCCCUCCCUCCCCGUCCUCCUUGCUCCUACCAGAUUCGGCACAUACGGUGGCCGCUUUGCUCCCGAGUCUCAGAUGGACGCCCUGUCCGAGCUCACCCUCGCGUUUGAUCGAAUCAUUUCAGAUUGCAACUUCUGGGCAGGAUACCUCAGCUGCCCCGGCAUCCGUCCGAGUCCCCUACGCCUCGCAGAAAAUCUGACUCGACAUGCCGGUGGUGCAAAUAUCUGGCUCAAACGGGAGGAUCUGAACCAGCACGGCAGCCACAAUAUCCGCAACAUCGUCGGCCAGGCCUUGAUUGCACACCGGCUAGGCAAGUCCGAGAUAGUCAUGGACUGCGGCUCAGCCAACCACGGGAUCGCCUGCGCUGCCAUCUGCGCACGCUUGAAGAUGAAAUGCACCAUUCUCAUGGGCAGCUGGGAUGCCACGUGCCAAAAGGAGGACGUGGAGAGAAUCAAACAACUCGGAGCCUCACUCAUCACCGUAGAGACCGGCUCCGCAAGCCGCAGCACCCUCCGCGCCGCAGUCAACGAGGCCCUCCGCUAUGCCGUCGCCCACCUCAGCACCACAUACCACAUCCUGAGCGGGCCGAUCGGACCGCACCCGCUCCCCACCAUCGCGCGCACCUUCCAAUCCAUCCUCGGCGAGGAGAUCAAACAGCAAUUCGGCGGCGGCGCAGGCAGCAGCAGAGUCCCGGAUGCCCUCGUCUCCCCCGUUGGACCCGGCAGCACUGCCGUCGGCAUGUUCCACCCGUUCAUCGACCAUCCGUCGGUGAAACUCCUCGGCGUCGAGGCGGCAGGCGCGGCGCCGCUAUCGCGCGGCGAUGUUGGCGUCCUGCAUGGCUGCCGCACGUACCUCUUGCAGAAUGAUGACGGGCAGAUCCUCGACUCGUGGUCGCCUUCCCCGGACAUGAACUUCCCCAGCGUCGGGCCGGAACUGGCGUGUUGGAAGGACAUGGGCAGGGUCGAGUAUGCCACUGCGACUGACGACGAUGCCGUGCGUGGAGUGCAGAUUCUUCGCGACCAGGAGGGUGUUGAUUCUGGGUUGGGUACUGGUUAUGCUGUUGAGAGGACUAUGAAGCUCGCGAGGGAGCUGGGGCCGGGCAGGGAUGUGGUGUUGCUUGUGACGGGUUGA